Molecule: messenger RNA, 2550 nt
Organism: Hevea brasiliensis (rubber tree)
Lineage: Eukaryota; Viridiplantae; Streptophyta; Magnoliopsida; Malpighiales; Euphorbiaceae
Product: protein EMSY-LIKE 3
Exons: 9
Coding region: 551-1759 (402 amino acids)
Biological process (GO): defense response to fungus
Cellular component (GO): nucleus
Source: RefSeq, a predicted model, not a curated record
GCCACAAUAAACAUUUCAAGUCCGCGUUCAUCAUUGAACCCGCACUCCUCUUUCUCCUUGCUCAAUCAAAUCUCUAUUUCUGAAUUCACACUCAAAUUUCUCUUUUAAUCCUCAAAUUUCUGCCAAAAUUACUUCCUAGAUCUGCCGAAACGACAACUACUCUUCUAAAUUCGAAGUACUCAUCGUACCUCCUCAAAAUCGGCGUGGAGGGCUCAAAUAUUCCAAUUUUGAAGCACCGUAUUGUUCCUUUUUUGGAGCUUUGAAGAUUGAAUUUUCGCUUGGGUAGCAAAGAAUUGGCUGUGAAUUCAUCGGGAUUUGAAUGCUGCGGAGUGCUUAAAGUUCGAGUCUAUCUGAUGGGUGUUUCUGAUGCCUGAAUUCGCUAAUUUAGACCAUGUGGUAUUUUUUCAUGCUUGAAAUUCGAAGAAUUUUACCCAACAUUUUUAGUUGACUGCCGAGAGGUGCUAGCAGUUCGUUUUUUUAAGCAAGUGGUCAAUUUCAAGGGUUACUGAGUAUUUUAGGGUUUGGAGAAGCUUCGCUGGAUUUUCAGGCCAUGGAUAGUAGCGGCACUGAUGAUGACCUUCCACCAUCACAUCGAAAUAGAUUCCAAAGUCGGGUACGACCUGCUGGGAAUGGAAGAUCUACGGCAGUUGGUUCUGCUUCAUUAGCUAGGGUUCACAGUGAUAUGGAAACUCAAAUACACAACAUUGAGCAGGAAGCAUACACUUCAGUCCUACGGGCAUUUAAAGCACAAUCUGAUGCCAUUACUUGGGAAAAGGAGAGUUUAAUUACAGAACUCAGGAAAGAGUUAAGGGUAUCAGAUGAGGAGCACAGGGAGCUACUAUGCAGGGUUAAUGCUGAUGACAUCAUCCGCAGAAUAAGGGAAUGGAGAAAGACAAAUGGGCUUCAAUCUAGCAUGCCAAGCACAGCCCAGCCUGCUCCUGAUCCCACACCUAGUCCUACUGUUUCAGCAUCACGCAAGAAACAGAAAACAUCACAGUCAGUUGCUUCAUUGUCCGUGGGUGCACCUUCACCUGCAUUACCAUCUAUGCAACCAUCUUCAUCAGCCCUAAGACGGGGUCUGCCGCCAGGGUCUAGAAGCAAGAAACCCAAAUCAUAUCCUUCUACAGGUUUGGGUGGAAGAGCACAAGCUGCAAUUCGGAGUUCUUCAGGUGCAUUUGCCACUAAUGAACCUGCAGAAGCAACCAGUUAUGAUCCAUUGAUCGGAAGGAAAGUUUGGACUCGGUGGCCUGAAGAUAACCAAUACUAUCAGGCUGUUAUAACCGACUACAAUCCAGUUGAGGGGAGGCAUGCUUUGGUUUAUGAUAUUAAUACAGUGGAUGAAACAUGGGAAUGGGUUAACCUGAAAGAGAUUUCUCCUGAAGAUAUAAGAUGGGAGGGUGAGAAUCCGGGAAUUUUUCAUAGAGGUGGCCGGCCUGGACCAGGCCGUGGGAAUAAGAAAUCUAUGGCACGUGGUGGAGCACUUGCUGGUGCAGGAAGAGGUAGAGGGACUAUGAAGGGGCAGUCUAGAAAAGAUAUCCCAUUAUCACAAAACGGAAUUGGAAAAAAGGCUUUAGGGGAUAUUGAGAUACUUCACACAGAUACUCUAAUCAAGGAGGUGGAAAAAGUUUUUGGUGCUAGCCAUCCAGAUCCAAUGGAAAUUGAGAAAGCAAAGAAAGUGCUUAAAGAACAUGAACAAGCGCUAGUUGAUGCGAUUGCAAAGCUUGAACAUGCAUCUGAUGGUGAAAGUGGUAAUAACUAAUUGCACAUAACCAUGUUUAUAUUAUAGUGUCCGAUAAAGGCACUGCUUAUCUAUUGUAUCAUCUAAUUGUAGCUUUUGGAUCUUCGGAUUUAACCUGAAAUAGUUGUGUACAAUUUUAUCACUUUGCCAGUAUUGUUUCAAUUUAGUGCAAGAGAAUGGGCUCAAGUGUUUACCUGGAGGUUCUCUAAAAUUGUAGUUGCUUUUGUUUUAAUCUUUGUCAUAAUUUUUCUCAUGUUAAGCAUCAUUGAGAUGGAAUAGACAAAUAAUAUAAAUCUUGCCGCCAUGUUGGGCUUGUUAUAUUGUAAAUAUUCCCAUUAUAAUGGAUUUUUUUCACUAGAAAGCGGCAAUGGGUCAGUUUUAUUGAUUGUGAAAUCAAUACAAUAUGUUUUCUUCCUUUUUUUUUUUUGGGUAAAAAGCAGAUGGAGGACAUCCAUUUUCCCAUGGACAAUCAAUGGACCAAGAUAGAGUUUGGAGAAAACGGCCAUAUGAUGAGAUGGGUGGUGAAGGUAGAGUAUCAGAUGGCAACAAAAUGGCAAGAGGUGGUAGAGUUGGAUCUGUUGAACAUCAAGAUGAUGGCGAUGAAAUAUAAUCUCAUUGCUCUUUGCUGAUAAUAACCCUUAUUGUAUCAUAGGACUAAUUUAAUGACGAGCCAAGCAAAUGUAGCCCCUGGCUUAUAGUCUUUUGGUUAGGUAGAAGGUAGUUUGGUUCCGUUGUAAUUUUGAUUUCAUUGAAUGUUGAAAAAUACUUAUGUAAAUUAUGUUUACUGAGUGAAUAACAUUUGACUCUGUAAA